Molecule: messenger RNA, 4758 nt
Organism: Ooceraea biroi (clonal raider ant)
Lineage: Eukaryota; Metazoa; Arthropoda; Insecta; Hymenoptera; Formicidae
Source: RefSeq, a predicted model, not a curated record
CGUCUUCGUCUUCGUAAGAUUAAUACCAAUGCUUCGAUCGCGCGUAUCGGUAUAUCCGAUUCGCGCAGGCUGUAUGACACGAUUCUACCAUGUUGCGAACCUGCAAGUGUCGACGUCGUCAUGCUGUUACAACCGGUUACGUUACGUUUGUGCCCGGCGAUGACAUGACAUUGGAAGUUCGACGGUGAACGAGAAUCGCCGAAAGUGGGCCAGUUGCGAGGGACUCGGGAAAUUGUUCUUUUUUUUCUUUUUUCCAAAGAUUGGUGAUUGGUUUGGAUUGGUUUCUCCGAUCUGCCUCUUGAUCCGUCGUCUUAUUGUUCCAAGAAUUGUGUCAACAAUGUCUUGUGAUGGAUAUACGGUUUCUUUUAUUUCUGCAACCCGAUCUGUGCUUAGCAACGUCAUUAGACAGAAGUCAAUGUAGAGGAGAGUCCCGAUUAAGUAACUGUAACACUGCGAUUUUUGGUUAUGACUGGUCUAAAUCGUUCCAACUGAAAUCUGAAGGAGCGUAAAAAAAUAUUAAAAAUGUCCAACCUGUUGCACGAUUGCCAAACAUGUAUGAUUGAUAGCUUUUGCAGCACUGUCAUCACUAACUCUUCCAAUACUUAACAAAGUUAUAUUGAAAUGAUUUAGAAACUCUAUAUAGAAAUUUUGCAAAUAGAAAUUCGCUCAAGUUGCAUGUACUGUGCCUAAACAUUUUUUAGUUUUAUCAAAUAUUUUGUGAUAGGUCUAAUGGAUUAUGCUGAUAAAGAUUUAAAUAAGACCUCCGAUGUAAAGCGAGAGGCAAUGGUCAGCAAGCUGCAAAAUAUGCAAUGGCUGAAAAGCACACUUCAUUCAUCAAAUCCCUGGUAUGUAAAUGGAUAAAUCAAAGAAGGGUAAGACCAGUUUGUAAACAAAUGCGAGAUCAUAAUGAGAAUAGCAAAUCAGAAGAUAAAGUUUUAUUGAUGAAAAAUGGCCAAGCACAUUUAGUUGAACAACGUGACACGUGUUGUCCAACAGAAAAGUGCGAGAAACAUAUAUCUGGCGACAUAAUGUCGGAGAGCAACAAGAACAUGUGCAACAAAGAUGCGGAUGCAGCUGAUGCAUCCCCAAGCAUUAAAGAAUUGGUCACCCGCAAGGACGAAGAGGGGGGAGACACCUUAAGUGUUGGAGAAAGUAUCAUAACAGGACAGUUGGAGGCUGAGUUUUGCAGAGACGAGGAAUCAAAGGACGCAAAUUUGGCACAAAAUACAACUGACAACUCUGUGCAAAUUGCUGCAUCUCCAAACCUUGACAAGAAGCUCGAGCCACAGAAAGCUGGUCGAGAUACAGGAAAAAUGAGUCUUACAAAACAUUCUGAUGAUAAUAAUAAUAAGUCGGAAUUUCCUACACUGCCCGUAUCGUCGGAAACUGAUAAUAAAGAGAAAGCGAUUUGUGGAGAAGUCGAUAUGGAAAGUAACAAGAGCCCGAUGAAAACCAAAGAUAAAGAUGCAAAAACAUCAACCAAUGACUCAAAAAGUAUUAAAAAUGAAGGAUGUGGUGCUUUAUCGAAAAAUAACGAGAAGCCUUCCACUUCAAGCACCGAUUCCAGAAAGUCAGUUUCCAACUCGUCGAAAUCGAUUCCCGUUAAUAAGAGCGCAAAAGUAGAGCGAUCCAAUGGUAAACAUGUAUACGCGAGGAACAUUGCUUGCAUACGGAGAGAAGAAUUUGUGAAGCAACGCAGCGUGUCGAGAGACGGAACUGAAAAUGAAAGGAAGGACGUUGCCGCGAGACCAAGCAUAUCAAAAACGGACGUCGAGGCAGAACUUAAUAAAACGAUCGAUACGACACCUCAGAGCAAAAGCACGAGUAGGAGCAAAGCACCGCAGAAACAACAGCAAGCGGUUUGCAAGCAGUCAUCAAAGACGAAGUCGCAGGAAUCUUUGAGAAAGAACUCACCUAAUGAUGGUAAAGCCAAUGCAGAGAAAACGGAGACUAGAAUGCAUACAUCCAAAAGUUCUGAAUCAACCUCGAAUGAGUUCGAGAGGAAAGAUCAAGAAAUCGUCGGUGAGAAAAACUCGCAAAACGAUCAGAAAACAAAUCGUGGCGUAAACGUCAGAAGAAGCACUACGUUCGUCGCGCAAUACAAGCAUUCAACAUUCUCGAAACAAGCUAACGACACGGCGCCUAAGCCCGAGUAUACCUACGGAAGAAGUUCAUACGCGCGUAAUAAUCCAAGACAUGAUAGAGAACGUGCUGACAAUGUCGGACGCAAGGGCGUCAUCCAGAGAGACACCUCCGCCAACUCGAAAUUCAACAGGAGAAGUGAGGAACUCUGCGCAAACAGUACGGAUAAUCACGCAAAGCGGCAGAACAAACCAGACGCGUCAGCGUCGUGUGACUAUAAAAACGUCGUAGAUUCCGCAGAAACGGGAACACAAUUAACAGAAAGUAAAGAGUCUGCAAGCACUCCAAGUGUUGACCACGCGGAACAGAAACCUCCAACGGCAGAACAGUCUCAUGAAAGGGUGGAAACGACUGACAAGUCUAAAGCCGACGUGACUCAGCAGGGUGUAGUGGUUACCAACAAAAUGAUUGACAAAGAGAUGAAUACGUACCCGUCGAACGACGAUAAGUCUACGACGGAAUCGCAGACCGACGUGACGCAUCAGCAUUUGAAGUUGAAGAACACGCAACGCAUGGACAACGUGAAACAAUUGGAGAACAAUCAAGCCUGGGGCAACGUCUCGUCGGCGAUGCAGAGGAGCGACGCAAUGAGUGCGAGCUCGCAGCAGUCUGUUCAAAAUAUGCAUUUCAGCACGCAGCAAAUCAACGUGCAAGCAGAAGACCUACCGAGGCAGGCAUCACCGUGGACGCCGGAUUGCGGCAGAUAUUACGAGCAGACUGCGGCUGAGGACCUAACGCGAUGGGGGCACAUCCCGAAUAUCCCGGCUUUCGAUGCGGUACCGUACGAGAACAAUUUGCCAAUCGCAUCGAGCGAUGGCGAAGUCGCCAUUCCGCCUUCCACGCUGGAGAUUGUGAUCGAUAGGAAUAGAGAAAAUUUGAACGCAUUGUACAAGUACGUACCGCACAUGCAGCCACGGCCUGUCGCGUCUCUUUCGAAUUUUCCCGGUUACUCCGUAUCGCCGGGUCAUGGUAGCAGGUGGAGUCCGGCGUUGCAGGAGGGCGGCAUUCACAUCGAACACUCAGUUUACAACGUGCCGCAGCAGCUCGCGGCGAUGCCAGUUUACAGGCCCAGCGCGUUCGGACCCGAGGAAUUUAACGCGCACCCGAUGAACUGCCUGCCGCAUCCGGCAGUCUACACGCCGUGCAUGCAAACGUGGAACCCGCAGUUGCAGUAUCCAGUGCCCGUCUUUUACAAUUCUCCGUAUGGUGGUUACGCAAUGUUCCCCGAUACGAUGAGUCAGUCGAGUGAGUUUAACGAGAGUGAUUCCAUGCACGGUCAGCCGCCCAAAUACAUCCCGCACGCGCAGAUGAACAAUUACGUCAGGAAUGCGCGCGGUUACGACUCGAACGCCGCACAGGCGAGAAACACCCUCGACAACGUUCCCGUGAAGUGUAAUCAGUAUUACAAGAGAUAUCACGACAAUUAUCGCCUGGCUUUCGACAUGCCGCGACAAGCACCACCGGUCUCGCAUCCGAGACCGCAAGGGAUGAAUUUUGUGCCGACAAGCGCGAACAUGAGUCAGCGCAACGCGCACUAUUCGCAAAGCCCUAGGUAUUGUAAGCCAAGUGCGAACGGCACGCAGAUGCCGAAGAACCCGUACGAUCAGAGGAUACAGGACUUCAUUUGCGACGAUAACGCAUUGGAGGACAUUCCUCCAAUGAUAUCCCCGAAAGAGUUCAUAACGAGCAACAUGAAUCUCGCGAGCCAGAACGAUCAGUUUGUGACGCAACCGUUCAAGCCGGAAAUCAAGAUGAACCCGAGCGCGGAUUAUCGUCCGCCGCUGUGGCAAAGAUGUGGUAAUGGUAAUUUUCGCAGAAGCACUUCUCAGGAUAUUUCGAGAGAUAAUGGAUCGCCCGUCAGUAUCGGUCGCGGUAUGUACAAGAGUAAAAAACCGUAAAAACGCGAGAGGUGUUUGAAUCAGUAGCUCAUAAGCUGUGAUAUAACAUUUACCUUCAUGCAAAAAGGAUUUACGUAUCUUAAAAUAAUCUACCUCUUACAACUUUUAUGCUUAGAGGAGAAUUGCGAUCAAAAUUGUGUUGAAAGUUCGAUAAAAUUAUUCAUGUAAUUCGUUAUCUUUUCUUUUUUUGCAAAGGCUUGAAGAAAGGAAUAUUGCGUUUCCAUAACAAGCUUUUAGUGUUAACAAUGAGGAACCGUGUUAUAACAAGUGUUCAGAAAAUUGAAUAUUAAAUAAGUUUAUAUUAUGUAUUGUAAUACCGAGGUAAACUGCUCUCUUCGCAUUUAAAAGACGUGCUUCAAAUCUUUAUAGUUUCAGAUACCGUAUAUAUUACCAAGGUAGAUAUAUUUAUUUAAGUUUAAGUCUGUGUGUAAGAGCUUCAGUUUCACUUACAAGUUUCAGUUGCAGAUCACACGGUGUGUUCCGGAAUCGAAAUUAUAUUUCCAAACAUAUCGAUUGUGAGAAAUGUUCUAGAAAUAAUACUUAGCAUGUAAGAUGUUCAGACGUUUGAUUUCUUAUCAUUUUAAGAUGUUCCGCAAAGACUUAUAUAUUCUAUACGUACUUUAUUUUUCUAUUUUUGUUUAAUCUGCAUUGUUAACACAGAUGAUAUAGUUUAUUUUUCUGGACGAAAAUUUUAUAAAAUAAAUGCUUUUGAUACUUU